This is a messenger RNA of Gambusia affinis (western mosquitofish), 5032 nucleotides long. Its product is annotated as lysine-specific demethylase 4A-like. Gene Ontology annotation, biological process: chromatin remodeling. Gene Ontology annotation, cellular component: nucleus. The record is from RefSeq and is a predicted model, not a curated record. Lineage: Eukaryota; Metazoa; Chordata; Actinopteri; Cyprinodontiformes; Poeciliidae. The transcript has 22 exons. Bases 160 to 3270 code for a protein of 1036 amino acids. Gene Ontology annotation, molecular function: histone H3K36 demethylase activity; histone H3K9 demethylase activity.
CAAACACUCACUGAGCAUGCGUCACGGGAAUAAUGGAGGACUGUCUGUGGUAACCGAAAUAAUCUGAUCUGUUUGCACUCCGUCUCUCGCGCUUUGAGGAUAAAUCUUCUUCUCGCCACCUCAGCGUGUGUAAGUACAUGUGUUGCGUGGAAUGCCAAGAUGACUACAGACACUCCAGACCAAGCUCCUAAUUUCAGUGUAAUGACAUUCACCCCCUCCAAAGAAGAGUUCAAGGACUUUGUUCGGUAUGUUGCCUUCAUGGAGUCACAAGGAGCUCACAGAGCUGGAAUCGCCAAAAUCAUUCCACCUAAAGGCUGGAAACCAAGAAAUGCAUAUGAUGACAUCGAUGAUCUGCUGAUUCCUGCUCCAAUACAGCAGGUGGUCACUGGUCAGUCGGGAUUGUUCACGCAGUACAACAUCCAGAAGAAACCAAUGACUGUCCUUGAGUUUCAGAAGACUUCCAAUUUGGCUAAGUUUUGCAGUCCCAGAUAUGUGGAUUGUGAUGAGCUGGAAAGGAAGUUUUGGAAGAACCUGACCUUUAACCCCCCACUGUAUGGAGCUGAUGUCAGUGGAACACUGUUUGAUCCAGAUGUGUCUGAAUGGAACAUGGCCCAUCUUAACACAAUCCUGGACACUGUGGAGAGUGAGAGUGCAGUGAAGAUAAAAGGACUCACCUCCCCAUGCCUUUAUUUUGGGAUGUGGAAGAGUGCUUUUCCUUGGCACACAGAGGACAUGAAUCUUUAUAGCAUUUGCUACCUGCACUACGGCGAGCCCAAGUCAUGGUAUGUUGUCCCACCAGAGCAUGGCAGAAGACUGGAGCGGCUUGCUAAAGGUUUCUUUCCCGGGAAUGCUCAGAGCUGUGAAGCCUUCUUGCGGCACAAGAUGACUUUAAUUUCACCCUCAAUCCUCAAAAAAUAUGGUAUACCAUAUGAGAAGGUCACUCAGGAAGCUGGGCAGUUCAUUGUGACUUUUCCAUUUGCUUAUCAUGCUGGUUUCAACCACGGUUUCAAUUGUGCCGAGUCCACCAACUUUGCUACACAGCGAUGGAUUGAUUAUGGAAAACAAGCUAAAUUGUGUUCUUGCCGUCAAGAUAUGGUGAAGAUAUCUAUGGAUGCAUUUGUACUCAAGUUUCAGCCUGACCGUUACAAACUGUGGAAAGCAGGGAAAGAUGACACUCCCAUUGACCACUUGAAACCAACUCCAGAGGCUGCUGAGUUUCUCAAAAAAGAAAAGGACAAUCCCUGUAAGAAGGUUUCCAGUGAAGCAUCGUCUGAGGAGCCAACGUCUCCUGCACAGAAGGACAAAAGCUCAGAUCCUCAAAGUGGGAAAAAACGUCCGCUUGAACCUGUCCAGACUUCUGAAGGAGACAAUUGUGACGUAAGAGUCAAGGAGGCAGUAGAGCCUGAGAGUACCAAGCUAUCAAUGAGUUCUCCCAAUAAAGUCCCAGCUCUCUCAGCACAACCCAAGUCAGAACGUCAGUUGGAGAAGCUCAUGAAACCACCACCUAAAUGCAGUUCUAAACCCAACAAGAAAACUUCAAGCAGACAAAAUUCUGCAAGAAAGGACAAGAACGGUGGACAGACUGCAGACAUGAGUCCUCUGCUGCCAGUAGAAGGAAAUGCAGAGGGCAGUGUGGAGCCUCGGGUGGAAACCAGUAACAUCCAUGUGCACAAGCUGUUUCAGAGAACACUCAGCCCUGCUGACGUCCUGCAUGUUCAUAGCUAUGCCAAAGGAGACUAUGGAGAAGAAAUCCUGGUGCAGGAGGAAGAACAGGCCAUACGCAGUGAUGAGAACGAAGACACCAAACAUUGUUCUCUGUACCUCCAGCAAGUGGCAGAAGUGUUGCCUCCUACUGCAGAGCUGGAAAGUAAUCCAGACCAGCUGCCACGGCCCCCACACAUCAAAGAUAGCAGCAGUGAAAAAGACGCCUUAGAGGAGCUUCCCCCAGUGGAGGCAGGUACUUUCGAAGGGGACAACUGGGCCAAACCUCUGACCCAUUUGUGGCAGAGUAGCCCUCCCAAUCUGAAGAAAGAAAGGGAGUACAACCAGCGCAUGGGCUCUAAGCCUCCAUACUGCUCCAUCUGUAUGCUCUUCCAAACAUAUCAACAGGCAGAGUGUGCCAGAAGCAUGGACAAUCAUGUCGCUGGUGCAGGUGGGAGGAUGCAGACCAAGCCUGUUAUCCCAGAAAUGUGUUUCACCAUCACCACAGAAGAAGAUGCAGAGAGUGAAGAACAACCUGUUGCACAUUAUUUAGAGGAGGAUGGAACCAGCCUCCUCAUCAGCUGCUCACAGUGCCGUGUUUGGGUUCACACCAGCUGCUACGGUGUGAACCCAGCCAGUGUGAGCACCGAGUGGAAAUGUGCACGAUGUAAGGCCAAUGCUAUGAAUGAGAGUUGCUGCCUGUGCUUGCUAAGAGGUGGAGCCCUACAUAAAACCACCAAUGAUAAGUGGGUACAUGUGUUGUGUGCUGUGGCAGUGAUGGAGGCGCGCUUUGUUAACAUUGCUGAAAGAAGUCCUGUGGAUCUGAGUGGAAUCCCUCUACAGAGAUUUAAACUGAAAUGUUACUACUGCAAGAAACGCGUGAAAAAGGCAUCUGGCUGCUGUGUGCAGUGCUCUCAUGGCCGCUGUCCCACUGCAUACCACCCUACCUGCGCCCAGGCUGCCGGGGUUCUGAUGCAGCCAGAUGAUUGGCCCUUUGUGGUCCAUGUGACCUGCUGUCGGCACAAAGGUCCUGCUCAGAUUGAGCGCAAUAAGGCAGCAAUGCAUGAGCUUACUGUGGGUCAGAGAGUCAUCUGUAAGCACAAGAAUGGCCGUUACUAUCAGUGUGAUGUAGUUCAGCUCUCAAAAGAGACCUUUUAUGAAGUCAACUUUGAUGACGGCUCCUUCAGUGAUAACCUGUUCCCGGAGGACAUUGUGAAUCAAGACUGCGCUCAGCUUGGCCCCCCACCGCAGGGUGAAGUGGUUCAGGUGCGCUGGACAGAUGGGCUGGUCUACGGGGCCAAGUUUGUGGCUGCUCAUGUUAUUCAAAUGUACUUGGUGGAGUUUGAAGAUGGUUCACAGCUAACAGCCAAGAGAGAUGACGUCUACACUCUGGACGAAGAACUUCCCAAGAGAGUCAAAUCCAGACUGUCUAAGGCAUCAGAUAUGAGGUUUGAUGGAAUUUUUGAAGACAAUGAGAUUAUCCAAGAAUCCAAGAGACAAAGGGUGAUCAACUCCCGGUACAGGGGCGACUACAUUGAGCCUGUGAUUUAUAGAGCCAUCAUGGAGUAGACCCUCACACCUGGUCAGCCCGUCUUUCACACCAGCAGCACCGUUGGACUGAAGUGUUUUGAUGCACCUUAACUUUGCAGCUAGUUUCAGGCAAUGUAGCAGCAGCUGGCUUCUUCAGGAUCUGCAUGGACUGCUGCCUGUUUCAACACUUUGUUCUCUUUGCUGGAUUGUGAGGUCAAAAAAUGUUUUGCUCUGAUGACAUUUUUGCAGAGGACUCCUAACCAUAAUGUUAAUGGGCCACACGCUCUAGCAUUACUUCAAGGAUACAUAACAAAUAGCACUGAGUGAAGUAAGAUGUUUGAAAACUGGGUUAGUGUUGGAAUGGAGAGUCAAGUCAAGUUGUGCUGAUAGAGUCUUAAAAAAAACAAAGCUUCAUUAAACUGACCCCAACUGAGCAUUUUCCAUCCAACAUCAACUUGUUCCUAAUUUAUUUCAGAUUUUGCUUUUAGUGGCCAUUAGAAGGUUUCAGAGAGAACACACACAUACCCCAAAUAUUAUUCUAAACCUCUACUUCACCUUCAGCCCUUCAGUUUUUAUUCUGUUGAAAAUGGUAGAAAACAGAAGAGAGUUGAAUCUCUCAACAUUUUUAACAUUUAAAAAGUCAUUUCUGUCCUAUGACUUGUGAACAUUAUGUGUAACUGCAAAAAUUGGAGCUUAAAACGUUUUUUAUUUGUUCCAACUAGUUUGGAAACUGCCAUUUGUAAUAUUUAUGAGUUGUCUUAAUCUUAACACUCACAUCUUGUGAUAGAAACAUUUUCAUGGUAUAUAUUGCAUUUUAAAAUCUAUCAACAUAUUUCAGAAUUAAGAAACGCAUAUGGACUCUUCUGGAUAAAUGAAGUAAGGCUUUAUUAUAAUAAUAAUAAUAAUAAUAAUAAUAAUAAUAAUAAUAAUAAUAAUAAUAAUAAUAAUAAAAUCUAACCAGCAAUGAAAAAAGAUUUUUUUUAAAUCUCUGGGAUAUUUUUCUUGGCUUUUGAUUCAAGUUUUAGGUUUCAUGUAAGUGUUGCAACAGUCAUUUCUUUAGGCAUGUCCAAUGCAGAAAAGGUUUUCCUCUGGAUGCUGUGGAGUAACAGGUUAAACUCUUUGAAGGUAGCACAGCCAUUUGAUCCCUAAAGUCCCGUUUUAUUAACUACAUUCCCUCCUUGGGUGAACUUCAUAACUCUUUAUUGCUCAUUGCAUUGAGAAACUAGCAUCUGCUUCAUAAACAGUAAUUCUGUUGAGUUUGUUUGAUCACUUGACUUCUGCAGUUAAUUAAGUCUCUGCUGCUUUUCAUGUGUUUCUAUUGGCUGCCUGUCCUACUCUCUUACUCUGUGCAUUGGACUGCUGAGUCCAGUUUGUGGGGCAUUUGAACAUCAAGGUGCUACUGUUGGUUUAUACAGAAAAAUAUGGCGUUUGUUGUACAUUUCUAAACGUUUUGCUGGCUUGUUCGUGUCCGGCUCCACCCAACUCUUUGAUUCCAUUGCUUUGGUAGAACAAGAUGGCCGUCAGUCAUCAUCAUUAUCAAGCAGGUUUUCUAGCUGGUCAUUGGUCAUGUAGGGAUCAUUUCAUUUUCUCUUUAGACUAACUUGUACACUGAUCUUGUAUUCUAUUUUACUGUGCUGUUUGUAAAGCGUUCAGUGUAUUUUUUCACAAAAGCCUGUGUAAUGUAAAUGUCAUGUAGUCUAUUUUAAAAUCUUAUUGAGCCAGCAGGGAGAGCAGUUACUUUUCAUAUUGUCAUGCAGACAUUUUGUAACAUUUGUUUAAUUAAAGAAAUGUACUCUCAGUU